CUCCUGAGCCUCCCCAUCCACGAUGCGUGCUUCCGCCUUCACGGGCACCCUCCUAGUGGUGCUCGCUUUCAGCGUGCUCGCUCCUUCAUCGACACACGCCAUCGUCAACGACACUGUCGUUCUUGGAGAUGAACUCAGCCCAUCCGAAUUCCUUGCAGAAGUGGCAAUCGAUGGCUGCGCCAGCUUGACAGCUGCUUCAGAAGGCUACCACUUUGAAGGAGGCCAGGCGUCUGGUCUCUCCCAGGACCGCUGCACCACAGGCGGAAUGUGCCAGUGCAAGAGCUUCAGCGAUUCCUGCGAUAGCGGAGAUUGCUACAAAGUGUACCGUUGCAAUGACACCGCCGCUGAUGGCUGCUUCGCCGUCUCAAACUGCACGCAGACCGUUUUCACCACCGUCAUGGAGGUGGACGUGAACUGCCGCGAUCCGCUCGACGAGCGCGACGAGGACGGCAUCAACUUCUUCGGCAUGCGCUGGAAGCAGGCACUCGAGGAGGACUGCAACAUUGGACGCGUGUGCCGGUACAACGGCGACACGGCUGCGACGAUCGAGGUCAUCAACGGCACCACCUUCCGCACCACCACUCUCAACUCGGCGCACGUCGACACGCUGCAGGAGUGCGCCGCCACCACCAAGUUCCGCUUCAACCAUUGCACCGUCUUGGACGUGCGUGAGAUCGAAGUGACAACCACGACCACCACAGCAACAACCACAACCACGAUCACUACAACCACCACAACCACAACCUCAAGCACGACUCCUCUUGGGGAGUGCGAGUCACCAUGCUCCAAAGCCGUGUCCAACUGCGUCGGCGAGAGCCUGUAUGGGAAUGAUAUCCGUGAUGUGUUUGCGGACUGCAUGGCACUCGCGGGCCGGCACACCACUCUCGCCUUUGUUCAGCUCGGCGUCUGCCUCUCUGAUUGCGACGAAGUGGACGCUUCCUCCACAUUGGAAGAUUUCAAGCGGAGCGCCAGCUGCUACCGCUUCUGUGCCUUCUCCACUGCGGACAUGAACUGCAACAUCACAGUGACAACAACUACCACGUCCACCACCACGACAACAACAAGUACAACCACAACAACCACAACAACCACAACAACCACAACAACAACCACGACUGGCUGCAUGGUUGACAUGUACGAACCAAACGACAGUCCGCCUGGUGAAGUUGCUACACUGUCGGAAGCGAUGAACAGCAUCUCCGCCAGCAUUUGCGACGGCGAGGACGACUGGUUCAGCAUUCCAGUGUGCAACGGCACCGUCAUCAUUGACCUGUACUUCAACAAUGACAAAGCAGACGUGGACAUGGACCUGUAUGAUGAUGGCGGCAGCCUGCUGACGUACGCGGACAGCAUCACCGACGAUGAACGGAUUGUGUUCGUCCACGACGGUGACAACACCACCCUGUACAUUGACGUCUUCGGCUUUGGGAACGAGUCUGCCCCUUACACCAUGCAGACCACGGUGCUCUGCAGUGAGCUGGCGUGCCUGACAGACGAUUCUGAGCCCAACGACACCCCCGAGACCGCGGCCUUCAUUGGCAACGAGACCACCGAGCUGUUCGCCACGGCCUGUACAGAUAACGACGACUACUACGAGGUGACCGUGUGCGCGAGUGGCCUGCUCGACGUUGCGGUGGUGUUUGACGACGACAUUGGCGACCUGGACCUCAUCAUCUACGACGAGAGCGGGGCAGUGGUGACCGCCUCGGAGACAGAGGAGCGGCCAGAGCUCGCCUUCACCGUCAACUCCAACACUACCCACGCUGCCACGUACUACAUUCUCGUGUUUGGGUUUGAUGGCGACGAGGCUCCGUACAAGCUGGAGGUGUCGAUUACGUGCAACGUCAGCUGCACCAACGACGGCUUUGAGCCCAACGACAGCGCCCCGGAUGAGGUCGCAUUCGUCUCCUCAAGCGCCAACUUCAACGCAACGGUGUGCUUUGGGGAGGACGACUGGUUCGCCUUUGCGUCCUGCGAGCUUGGCCUCAUCAGCAUCGACGUGUACUUUGACCACGAGGCGGCUGACCUUGACGUUGCCGCGUUUGACUUUGGGGGCAACUUGCUCGGCGCUGCAGAGAGCGAAACCGACGACGAGCACCUGAACGUUGUUGCGCCUCCGUUUGAGGCGCCCCGUGCAAGCUCCUCCUUCACCUGGUCCCUGCGCGCCUGGCGCGUGGCGGCAGAUGACGAUGACGAUGACAACUCGACAACACUGGUUGAAGCGCAACCAUAA
This is a messenger RNA of Salpingoeca rosetta, 2233 nucleotides long. RefSeq lists its product as uncharacterized. NCBI's taxonomy places the organism in Eukaryota, Choanoflagellata, Craspedida, Salpingoecidae. The record is from RefSeq and is a predicted model, not a curated record. Bases 23 to 2233 code for a protein of 736 amino acids. The transcript has 11 exons.